GGCCCUCUCCAUGGAUAUAGACACAGACUAUGAGCGGCCCAAUGUGGAGACGAUUAAAUGCGUGGUGGUCGGGGACAAUGCAGUGGGCAAAACCAGGCUCAUAUGUGCCCGGGCUUGCAAUGCCACCCUCACACAGUAUCAGCUGCUCGCCACCCACGUGCCAACAGUUUGGGCCAUCGACCAGUAUCGUGUAUGCCAGGAGGUGUUAGAGAGAUCUCGUGAUGUUGUGGAUGAGGUCAGCGUGUCCCUGAGGCUCUGGGACACAUUCGGGGAUCAUCACAAGGACAGAAGAUUCGCCUAUGGCAGGUCGGAUGUGGUGGUGCUUUGCUUCUCUCUGGCUAAUCCCAAUUCCCUGCGCCAUGUCCGCACCAUGUGGUUUCCGGAGAUCAAGCACUUCUGUCCACGGACGCCCAUCAUCCUGGUUGGUUGCCAGCUGGAUCUCCGCUACGCUGACCUGGAUGCAGUUAAUCGUGCACGCCGACCCCUCGCCAAACCCAUCAAACCGACAGAUAUCCUGCCUCCCGAGAGAGGCCACGAGGUGGCGAAGGAGCUCGGGAUACCCUACUACGAGACGAGCAUCGUCGCCCAGUUUGGAGUCAAGGAUGUUUUUGACAAUGCCAUUCGAGCCGCCCUCAUCUCCCGCCGUCACCUGCAGUUCUGGAAAUCCCACCUGAAAAAAGUCCAAAGGCCACUUCUCCAGGCGCCCUUUCUGCCUCCUCGCCCGCCACGCCCCAUAGUGGGAAUUCCAGACCCCCCUCCCUCCGACGGUGAGGGCCCCGACUCCCUCUUCUGCCACCCACUCUGUGCAGAUGUUGUUUUUCUGCUGCAGGGCGGCUCCACUCGUGUUUUCGCACACAAAGUAUAUCUGGCUACUUCCUGCUCCAAAUUCUAUGACCUCUUCACCCUUGAACUCGAUGCAUCCUGCACGGCUCCACAAGGGGAGCAGGACAAAAGCAAGGAAAGCUCGGACAGUGGGGAGGAUGACGAGCUGAGCAGACGAGGAGCCAAGGAGCAAGCCGGGCGCACUAAGAGCCUAGACAUUGAUAAAGACGGGGUCGACGGUGGCGUGCGGGGUCUGAAUCGACCCCCGCUGCUCCAGCGCGGCUCGUUACGGACUUCCCAGAGUGAUAAUGCACUCCCCUCUCGAGCCCAAUACUCUCUGGGAACUCCUGUGAGUGGCCGGGCGCUUUCGGGAUGGGGAAGAGGGUUCUUGAGUGUUUGUCUGGAGCAUGUUGAUGACCCCAUGACUGGACGACCACGACUAAUGACUGUGGUCAUCAUGGAUGCGCUCAUACAAGAGGAACCAUUCAAGGCCGUGCUGCAGUACUUGUACACUGGCAGCUUGGAUGAAGGUCGAGGAGACCUGAUGCAGGUGGCCACCAUCGCUGAGCUCCUCGAGGUGUUUGACCUGCGGAUGAUGGUGGCCAAUGUUCUCAACAGGGAGAGUUUCAUGAACCAGGAGAUAACCAAGGCGUUCCACGUCCGCAGAGCCAACCGCAUCAAGGAGUGUCUUAACAAAGGCACCUUUGCUGAUGUGGUGUUUCGGCUGGACGAUGGCUUCCUCCCGGCCCACAAGCCCCUGCUCAUCUCCAGCUGUGACUGGAUGGCGGCCAUGUUCCGUGGCUCGUUCAUGGAGAGCUACAUUGAGGAGGUGCCCAUCCCGACCACGAGUACCCCGUGUAUGCGAGGCGUGUUGGAGUUCUUGUACUGUGCCAUGCUGACACCGUGUCCUGAUUUGGAGGCCAUUGAACUAAUAGUGGUGGCCAACCGGCUUUGUUUACCACGCCUGGUCGCCCUCACGGAGCAGCACGCUGUUGAUGAGCUUCUGCAGUUGGUCGUGAAAGGAGUUGACAUCGACGGACACGUCUUGGCCUAUUUGGAGCUUGCCCAGUUCCACAAUGCCAAGCAGCUAUCUGCCUGGUGCCUCCAUCACAUCUGCACUAACUAUAACAGCAUAUGCCGCAAGUUUCCUAAAGACAUGAAGGCCAUGUCUCCAGAGAACCAGAAGCAUUUUGAGAAGCAGCGCUGGCCCCCCGUUUGGUUCCUGAAGGAGGAGGACCGCUACUUGCGCUCGCAGAAGGAGCGUGAGCACGAGGAGGAGAUCUUGCGCAAGCAGCACACCAAGCGAGGCUGGUGCUUCUGGAGACAGCCGUCCUCUUCGCCGCACGUCUCCUAGGCCGCAACAGAAGAGGUCCCAGUUCGACCCCACCUUCCUUCCCCCAAAUCUCUCUCUCUUGAUGCAAACCUGACUCAGUGGUAAGAGGGAAUGUACUGUAUUGUGCCUCUUUACAACCGCGAGAGUGCAGUUCUGCCUAUGUAAUGGCGUCGGUAGGCCCAAGUGCUUCCCUGACCCACGAGUACCCGUGUGGAGCAGCAGCACACUUCCCUGGUCCCCCCCACCCCCCACAAGAGCUUCAUCCCGUCCAUCUUGUGAUUGGACUGGGAGCAAGGGCUGUCAAUAUCUCCUCGUCACAACCUUCUGUCUUGGUCAGCUCCAUUUUGGUUUUAGUUUGACUUGGGGAAUCGGUUUUGGGGGUGAGGGGGCAGCUCACUUUUGCCUUUCACUUCUACUAUACAGACUGUUAGCGUGCACACACAGACUCUUUGCCCACGAUCUACCUUUCUACAACCAGCACUGGAUAUCCAGGAAGUGACACAAUGUAACUAAGUAUUUUGAUACAAGUCGUGCUUUUUUUUUUUUUUUUUUUUUUGUAAAUCCCUUGCACCUUUUUACACGACUCUCAUUCGAGGGAGAUCAAUCGACUUCCUCCGAGGAAGGGUUCAUGAUUGUCUUGACAGUUGAAUUGGACCACAUUUUUAAAAUUGAGAGCAAACCCUGAAGUUCACAACAUCUGGUUUGUCUACAACGUGCACCUUCCACACCCCUCCCCCAAAAAUACACAAAAAAACCCCCAAAAAAAAACAAGUUCACCUUGACGACUCGCCGAGCUGCACUUCAGAGACUUUCCAAGUGACCACUCAAUUGCGUUGACGGGGAUACGGAGCCUUAUUUGACGCCUCUUCCUGGAGGAAUGACUGAUACAGUAUUAAACACAAGCAUCUGUCACGUCCAUCACCGCCUCUCGGCUGCAUGGAAGUGUCUCAGCAAGCCUGCCUUUACACCACUGCACCACUGGGGGCAGCACUGCUCAGCCCCCCCCUCGGCACUACACAGUAACACUUUUUAUGCCUGUGACUUAUACGUUGUUGGCUCUAGUAUUGUACAAGGAGUAUUACGGCCACAUGGACCAAAUAAUAUUCCCACAAAAAUUUGAGUAAAGUCGUAGUAUUUGCCCACGUAAACAUUUUUGCAUCUUUGUAAAUUUCGAAAAGCUCUACAGUAUACGAAACAAAUUUUUAAACAUCAAAUGUCAUUUUUAGUCUAUUCUGCCGUCCACUUAAAAAUGGAUAGCGGGCCGCAAAUGGCCGCGGACCAUUGUUUGGACACCACUGGUCUAUUGCUUCACAGAAUGUCCUCAAAUUGAUGCUGGUAUCUAAAUGAAUGUGCAUAUAUGUCGCAACACACUUCAACGUACUUACUGGACAUCAAGAUGCCAGCAAAUCGUACCGAAGAAAAAAACAAAAACAACAACGAAAAUUAGUUUUUCAGCAAAUGAUAGAGGAUAAGUUAAUAGUGUCAAAAUAAAUGAGCAAAUGCAAAGAUCGUGUGGGUUCAUUAAAUUCUGUUUUCUUUAGAUAUUUAAAAUUCUUUAUUAGACUUUUCACCUAAUACAGUACGUCUUGCAUCGUGCACGCAAAUAAAAAACACUUUAUUUUCAUAAUACGGUUUGUCCCAGCAUGACACAUUUUUUUCUCCUAAAAUAGACUUUAAUGUUUCUGUCUAUCUCAAAAUAAAACUUUUUUUCCCUCGUAAUAUGACGUUCAUCCCUACAACGCAACGUUUUAUCUCGCAAUAUUACGACUUUAAUCUCAUAGUCUCCAUUUUGUUUUCAAUUUGGCCCGAGUACUCCUUUUGUUGGUAUGUACAGUAUUGUGAGAAUUGUUCAAAGGAAGCAAGAGCACAUGCAACACGUUAUUCAGUGCAUUUAUGAACUCUGUUCACCUCACUCUGAAUACCAAAGCUGUGAUUCUCUUUCUUCCCCACUUUUCUUCACUCCUGCUUCUCUUGCAUCCUUGUUGCAAAGACGGCGACGCGGUGGACAAGUGGUUUGUAGUGCGAGGCACGGGAUGGUGUAUGAAUCCCUCCUCCGGAUGGGGGGAAAAAAAAAUCACUUUGCCUUCCGUUCCCUUUGCUGGAAUCCAAAAUGGUGCUUAAGACACAAUGCAACACACAACCACAUUAGUUUUCAGUUUCUAGUGUGUGUCCUCUUCAAUGAAAAGUGCAGCAAGUUUCCAACAAGUUCAUUUAGUUGUAUGUGUUCUUACUCUGUGUUAAAAAAAAAAAAAAAACAAACAAAAAAAAAAGUAAUUGAUUUUUAGAAUGUGUAGCGUUCGGAUUUUACGCACGUUGGGAGAUUGUCUUCUCCAUCCAAUGUGUUGGUUUGAUGUAUACACGCAAGUGUGAGCAAAGGGUGCUCAUCUUUGGACUUUCAGUGGUCGCGUGAAGAGAGUUUUGUUUUUUUUUUUCUGGGCUUUAGCUUGGGAAGCGAUUUUGAUGUGACGGUUUGAGUCACGUGGGUCGCAUGUCCCUGUUCUCCACAGGAGCCGCGAUAAAAGUCCUGAAAUAGAAUUUGAAUUGGAUCUCACGAGAGCCAAGUGAGAACCAAGCAGAGAGUUUUGUGAGGGGAGAGGAGAAAAAAAACAAAAAAAAAAAAAACAGAGUAAAAGGCAAACAUUUGCCUUGCACCAUUCGCGCUCAUCCCAGUUCAGGGCUUUUGGGGAAUUUUGAAAGGUGACCAAAAGAGUUUCGAAUUGAACAGCUUUUGAUGGCUACUUUUUGUCUUAUAAAUUAUUGGUAUGGCCCAAUUAGCCUCUUCUCUCAAUCAUGUGCCUUAUACCGGACAAAAUGAGUCAACAUUUGGGUAGCAGGCUAUUUCUGUCAAUAGGUUGUGGGUCAAACAUUAGCCCACAGUAGAAUCGCAACUUCGUUUUCCAAGCAGAUGCUUUUUGAAUUAAUCUCUGCGGUGAACUCAUGGCCCCAGAUUAUUGUUUUUAUGUGGAUUAUUUGGAUGGAGAAAGAUUCACCACAUGGACAGAAGGCCAUAGAGUGGUUGUGAUUAAAAAAAAAAAAUCGUGCCAGGCUGAUUCCUGAAGUGAAUUGAUCAGUAUAUUUUCAAUGGUAAUCUACACUGUUAUUGAAUGAAGCCUGUGUUAGGAGGGGGCAGCCACUUCAUAGUAUCCAAUAAUGUCACUUUGCAAAGGAAAACAUCUCUUUGUUCUUUGUUUUUGUCUGUGACCUUUCUGUGCUUAGCAUGACUCGUUCCGGAUGUUUGUAGCACACGUUUUUCACUUUGGAUUGACCUAAAUCAAUGACCUUUUUUUACAAGCUCUGACUUUUGUACACUUUCACUCGGCGCACGCACGUUGAAAUACGUAUUUAACGUUGUCAUUAAAAAUAAUAACAUGCAGGGACAUUUAUAAACACGUUUCAAAAAGUGAGAGGCAAUCAUCAAAGCAAACGGUGCAGGUGAUUUAUGAUAUUCAAAGUUUUCUAAACCAGGGGUGGUCCACGAGAGUAGUUGAUCUGGUUCGCUGUCUGAUUCCUCAAACACACACACACACACACACAAAUAGGAGCUGUUUUUCAAAAGUGUAUUCUGGCGUCUGAGCGAAAUUCCCUUCACCCCUUUUGUAAAAAGUUGAAUGGGAAAUACAAUUGGAUUUGCAUGCAGUCAAUGAUAGUGAAAUUGUGGGAUCGCAUGCAUUUUUCUGGGUCUCCUCUCACUUUCCAGGAGUUUUUUUUUCUUGUUUUGUUUUCCAUCAGGAACAAACGUCACUUAAUUAUGCUCAUGGGGGGAAUGUCUAUUCAAAUGGCAUGAGUGUUAAUUGGAGGACAGAAAAAAAACAAACAAAAGUAAAACGUUGUGAGUGUCAAGUCAGCUAUCUGACAGGCCAAAGUUACACUGUACACAAUGUCAUGUCGUUGUCAUCGCGGUUUUUACUCUGAGCGCAACCACCUCUUUGUGUGUCUCCGUUCAUGUGCCUUGAGUGAAAUGUUCACACUUGUAACCCUAGUUUGGGGACCGCUGCUGUACAGGCUGACCACCACUACCAUGCUCCACUUCAAGUUAAUUAAGCCAAAAAGUAACCCCACGCAGACAUAAUGUUCGGCAGCUUGGAGUAUUUUUCUUUUUUUCUUUUUGCAAAGUAAAGCAGCAGAGAAGACACGAGUUUUUUUUCUUUUCUUGUUGUUGUUGUGUUAUCUGCUCGAGUUACGCAACAGUUGAGUCGCGAAGCAACCCUGCACACCAGCAGUUCUCAAUUGAGGUCUCUGCACUCCCUAUGAGGUGCCUGCACUUUUCUAUGAUGUAGCCUAUAAUGACACGUUCUGUGAUCAACACGCUCGAGUCUCUAUAUGACAAGCUUUUGCCAUCAGAACUCAUUACAGUUUUGACUUUGUCAUCCACAUUCAGUACAGUAUUACCGUAUCCCUGCUCCAAUCUUCAGAUGCGGUGUGACUAAUCACGUAGGAUUUAAAUGCAAACAUUUGCUGUGACAACUAUGUAUAAAACGAUGCUUGCUUUAACAAAUUCAGAUAGUUGUGAUCCAAAGUGAAGUCCAGUAUUUGGGAAGAACAGUGUCAUGUGAGAGCUGCGGAGGAUUGGCUGAAUAGUAUUGUGGUGCACAUUUGUUCCCAUGUGACUUUUAUUAACCUCCACUGCUCAUAUGUAUUCCCAUAAAAACAAAGAGCACACGUACCACCUUCACUUAUAACUGACUGCUAAGGGCUUUCAAAAAGAAGAAGAAAAAAAGAGUUAAUUAAACAAUCAGAAUGUUUGCUACUGUUUGCAAAGAUGUUUUGAAACGGUUUGUUAUAUAUUUUUUUGAACCGCUAUGAUGGUUUGUUAUAUUUUUUGAACCGCUAUGAUUUGUACAAAAUUACCUUUUUUUUGGCCAUUUCAGUAUUUUGAUGUUUGACAUGGAUUUUAUUAAAACGGUUAACCUUU
Molecule: messenger RNA, 7067 nt
Organism: Hippocampus comes (tiger tail seahorse)
Lineage: Eukaryota; Metazoa; Chordata; Actinopteri; Syngnathiformes; Syngnathidae
Gene: rhobtb4
Product: Rho related BTB domain containing 4
Exons: 10
Coding region: 11-2176 (721 amino acids)
Biological process (GO): small GTPase-mediated signal transduction
Molecular function (GO): protein binding; GTPase activity; GTP binding
Source: RefSeq, a predicted model, not a curated record